This is a messenger RNA of Colletotrichum spaethianum, 267 nucleotides long. Its product is annotated as S-(hydroxymethyl)glutathione dehydrogenase. The transcript has 2 exons. Bases 1 to 267 code for a protein of 88 amino acids. Gene Ontology annotation, molecular function: zinc ion binding; oxidoreductase activity. Lineage: Eukaryota; Fungi; Ascomycota; Sordariomycetes; Glomerellales; Glomerellaceae. The record is from RefSeq and is a predicted model, not a curated record.
AUGUCCACCACUGGUUCGAUGCGUGCCGUCAUCUUCAACGGACCGCAGAAUGUAUCGGUCGAACAACGGCCCAUCCCUACCCUCUGCUCCAACCCCACAAACUCACAUGGUCCAAGGGAGCUGCAUGUCUUUCGCGGCCAUCAGCCAUCCGAGACGGGCUUCAUCAUGGGGCAUGAGUUCACUGGCACAGUCGUCGAGAAGGGCGCUGCUGUCACCACUUUGAACAUCGGCGACAGGGUUGUGUCUCCCUUUACCUCGUCGUGGUAA